Styela clava is the source of this 1289-nucleotide messenger RNA. NCBI's taxonomy places the organism in Eukaryota, Metazoa, Chordata, Ascidiacea, Stolidobranchia, Styelidae. The record is from RefSeq and is a predicted model, not a curated record.
CAAGUCAUGCGAUGUUAAGUCGUAGUUAAUAAUCAAGAUAUAAGCUUGCAAUUUGAAAACUGGCGAUCAUAUUAUAUCUUCAAUCGUUUGGGAAGUAUUUAGGUUAAGAGGCUAACCCGUUUUAUACAGUUUACUACCGGAAAUUUGAAAAUGGGACAAUUCGAAUCAAGACCAAAUUUAGGAAGAACAUCCAGUAAAUCUGAAAACACAAACAACAAAAGGUUGCGCCUUCCAGUUGGACUGAAAUUUGAAGGUUCAACUUCAUAUAGCAACGGCUUAAUGCAAAUGUUAUAUUUUAUACCAAAACUUCGAAAUGCAGUCUACAUUGUUGCAAAUGAAAAAAAUCCAGAUAAGAAAGUAUCCUCCAUGCUUGAAGAAUUGUUUCGAAAAAUGGAUGACAGUAAAGGUCCGGAUGGAGAACACAAAGUACGAACCGACAUCCACGGAUUACAAGAAGGAGAAAGGGGAGUAAAACUGCUUACACUGAGUCCAAUUUUAUGUUUGUAUUCGGAGAGAUAUCGAAAAAAGUUUUUGGAACCAUACGAAUUUUCGAGAAAACUAGAACUUGAUGAAUUUUUGGACAUACCAGAUCCUAACGACAAGGCAACAUAUGUGCUACAUUCUUUACUCAUUCACAGAUGUAAACUCGAGGGUGAAAACAGUGCAGGCAACUAUCAUGCAUUUAUUGAUCCAAAAUGUGAUGGCAACUGGUUUGUUUUUGAUCAUGAAUUAGUGGAGAAGUCUGCUGAAGAAGAGAUGCUUCGAGAAGGAUUUGGUGGGGUAAUUGAUGACCAGUUAUACCGUCCAUACUUCUUCUUUUAUAUUCGAGAAAGCAAGAUAAACGAAAUUCUAUUGGGAUAAAGAGUAUACAUUGAAAACUCAGGGGGAAUAUAAAAGAACCGUUUCGUGCUUAUCUGUCGCUAGAACUAUGCCGCACCCAAAUUGAUGCCACGCGAUGCCAAACUAUAUUAAAAAGAUGAUGAAAAUCUUGGUUGUGAAUCGAAUGUUCCUAAUUGGAUGGAUUUACAGGAUUUGAAAUUUUACAACAUACGUUGAACUUCUUGACUGAUUUAUUAAGGUACAUAGGUGACAUGGUAUGUAUUCGAAUAUUUAAAAUAUAGAAAAAUGAUGUGGAAUUCCCGUUUUUCUGACCGAAUAGAAAAGACACCGCCAAACGCAUUGGCAGAGGGUGAUAGCAGAAAGGGUCAUGUGAAAUGUAUAUUACAGUAUUAUAUUGCAAUACUACAUCAUCAGUGAUUGUUAAAUGAGUUGUGAUUUCUAACGAAGAU